AUGCAUGGCAGCUGCCGGGAACUGACGAACCUUCUGAACGGAGGAGCGGCCAACGUGCCUAUUGAGGUCGUCGUCGACAUCGACCGCCCCGGGCGCUCAGCAGCGUCGUCCUUGCUCCUGGAAGGGGUAACCCCAGACGGGGACUCCGCACUCCACAUCGUAGCAGCCUACGGGUACCAGAUGAAAGCCAGGGCGGUCUACGACAAGGCACCACACCUCUUGGGCGCACGCAACAGCGGCGGCAGGACGCCGUUGCACUGCGCCGCUAGAGCCGGUCAUGCCCCGAUGGCCGCUCUCCUCAUUGAGCUGGCCAGAGGGGAAGAAGUCGCCGGUGAAGAUGGGAGGGUGGAGACGCUGGUGAGGAUGCAGAACGAGCUCGGGGAGACAGCCCUGCAUGAGGCCAUCCGCGCUGGUCACAUGCUCACGGUGGCUGAGCUGAUGACGGCGGACCCGUUCCUCGCUCGCGUUCCGGAGAACGGAACCUCGCCGUUGUUCCUCGCCGUCUCUCUGCGACAUGAAGAAAUUGCGCGGGAGCUCUACGAGAGGGACAAGAAGUUGUCAUACUCCGGGCCAGAUGGACAGAAUGCUCUUCAUGCCGCAGUUCUUCGAAGCAGAGGUACCUGA
Molecule: messenger RNA, 624 nt
Organism: Triticum turgidum subsp. durum (durum wheat)
Lineage: Eukaryota; Viridiplantae; Streptophyta; Magnoliopsida; Poales; Poaceae
Source: the annotation of a GenBank genome assembly